AUGUGCCUUUUAUGCAACAAAGUUUUGGACAGUGACGCUAUGAAACCAUCUAAACUGCAAGCUCAUCUGAGAAGAUGACAGGCAGCAGUGGCCGCAGUAGUAGACUCUUCGGUCUCCUGAUCAGUCGCCGUGCGCUAUGCGGGUUCGAGUCCCGUCCCAGGAGAAAUUCUUCUCUUGGCUAUGGAUGUUGUGAUUGUCCGUAGGUGGUAGACGGUUUCUGACUGUCGAACGUGGAGGUACCACUCGGCGGAUCUCGUAGGCGGAGCCAGAAUGUGUGCAUGUUGCAUGCACACGUGUUCCCUCGCC
Messenger RNA from Acanthoscelides obtectus, 306 nucleotides. Lineage: Eukaryota; Metazoa; Arthropoda; Insecta; Coleoptera; Chrysomelidae. The record is from the annotation of a GenBank genome assembly.